Molecule: messenger RNA, 3192 nt
Organism: Bradysia coprophila
Lineage: Eukaryota; Metazoa; Arthropoda; Insecta; Diptera; Sciaridae
Product: insulin-like receptor
Molecular function (GO): protein binding
Source: RefSeq, a predicted model, not a curated record
UUUUAUUUGGUGGCACGUUUGUCAAAAAUCACCGAAAACGAUCGCCUUCAAUUUGAAAACAUUAACGGGUGGAGAGUCGUUGAAGGAAGAACAAUUUUUGUUAAUUUUCGUUUAGAUUUUCGCGAUCGUAUUUUCACGAGAAUCACUUCAUUCGUACGGAUUAUCGUCCAAGGGGUAAAAAGCGUUAUCCAUAAAAACAGUUUACUUUGUGAUAUAUGAAAGUGACAAGCACUUUUUCGACGGUUUGGCACAGUGAGAUGUAAAAUAGUUCGAAGGAGUUACGCUAUGAACAUGAAUAUUCUUCCCGUAUCCGUACAUACUCCAUGGAUCGUUGUAGAGAAAUCUCGAAGAAAGCGAUGGACACCACGUGCAUUUUUUUUGCAUGCCACGCCCUUUCUAGUACUGGGCGCAUUGACGAUGAUACUUGGAAUGAGUUUGGUUGAUGCAGCAACUGAUGAUGGAAUGUGCCGAAAUAUCAACAUUAUGUUUCAGCAGAGCGAACUUAAUACGCUAAAGGAUUGUCGGAUCAUUGAAGGAUCUUUGAUUAUUGGCAAUCUUCAUAGUGACAACGAAACAGACUACGACGGAUUUACGUUUCCGAAUUUAGUUGAAAUCACCGACUUUAUGUUACUGUAUAAUACACACGGCCUAAAAUCGUUGAUGGUUCUGUUCCCCAAUCUACGAGUCAUACGUGGAAAUCGUCUGAUGAACAAUUAUGCGCUGAUAAUUUAUCACCUGCCGCAUCUACAGGAAAUUGGACUGAAGUCAUUGACAACAAUCUCACGUGGCUUCGUCCGAAUUUCGAAGAAUCCUGAGCUCUGUUUCGCUGACACGAUAGAUUGGACUUACAUAGCGAACGGAACGAGCGUCGACGAUCAUUUCAUUGAUUCGAAUCAACACAGAAAUCGAUGCAAUGUUUGUCCGACGCGAAUCGGACUUUACAUCGACGGGAAGUACGUAAAUGGUAGCGACAUCGAAUGCCCGGUAUCAAAGUUGGAUUCGAAGAAGAGACAUUGCUGGAAUGCUCAAACUUGUCAAAAAAUCUGUCCAGAGUCCUGUGGUCAACGUGCAUGUAACGAUCAGCUCGAAUGUUGCGACGAGAACUGUUUAGGAUCCUGUGAUUCAGAUGGAACGAAAUGUACAUCAUGUCGACACGUCAGUGUCGGAUCGUUAGACGCAAGAACUUGUGUUGACAAGUGUCCCAAUCCUUUGUUUAUGUUUGAGAAAGUACGAUGCUUAACGAAUGUAGAGUGUCUGCAUGCGGACCGUUUCGAACAAUUCAUUCCGUUCAACGGUACGUGCCAAUCUACGUGUCCAGACUUGUAUUCGCUAGAAAUGGAAAAAGGUCUCCUCACAUGCAAGUCAUGUAAUGGAGUAUGUAGAAAAGAAUGCGACGGUGGCAUCAUACAAAGUAUAUCAGAUGCUCAACUGUAUCGGGGUUGUACGAUAAUAAACGGAAUGCUCAUUCUGCAGAUUCGUCGAGGAGGGGCGCAAGCAAUCGCAGAACUAGAAGAAGCUCUGUCGAAUAUCAAAGAAAUCCGAGGAGCCUUGAAAAUUACGCGAUCACUUCCUCUAGUUUCGUUGAGCUUUUUCAAAAAUUUACGGGUAAUUCAUGGGAAUGGUACAGACUAUUACACUCUCUACGUCAUGGAUAACCCGAACCUAGAAAGUAUCUUCGAUCAUCCAGUGGCCAUCGAACGAGGAAAAUUGUUUUUCCAUUUCAAUCCAAAGUUGUGCUACCAAACCAUUCAAAACAUCAAGAAAGACGUGACUGAUUUGAGCGAUGUUCAGAACUUCGCAAUAGAAGACGUGUCAAUUAACUCAAACGGCGAUAAAGUGGCGUGCAGUCUAACUACUCUCAUAUCUAGGCUGGUCGUAGUCAUGCCAAUGGGUGUGAUUGUAGAAGUGGAAUCCAAACAGUACGAUGACUAUCGUGUCUUGUUGGGCUACGAUUUGUAUUUCAAGCCAGCUCCCUACAAAAAUGUCACAAUGUUUGAUAGUCGAGCCGCCUGUGGCGACGACGGUUGGCAAGAGGAAGAGACUACGCUAUUCGAUCGUAGAGCAAAUCGUGUGCAAAUUGUUUUGAUCAAUUUGAAGCCGUAUACACAGUAUGCGUACUACGUUAAAACGCGUACCGUUGCGUCGGAACCGAACGGCGGUCAAAGCGAAAUUCAAUAUUUUCAAACUUUGCCGUCGCGACCCGGUAUGGUACAGAAGAUGAAAAUUUCUCCUCAUGGCAGCUCUUCGCUUGUCGUCGAAUGGGACCAACCGAAGGAACCGAACGGAAAACUAACAAAUUACGUCGUUCGAGCUUCUUUAAUCCGGGACGAUCCCCAGAUUUUACAUAAUCGUAACUUUUGUAUUGAUCCUUACAAAUCUCACGAAGAUCCUGUGAAUAAAGCGCCAAUUGAGAACGGCGAAGUCAACAACGAAUGUUCGUGUGAUAAAGUUGUCACAACACCAAGGCUGAAAGACAAAGAAGAUUAUUACGAAGAAGACAUUAACUUUGAAAAUGAAAUUGAAAAUCUACUCUACGUCAGGCGUCGUCUCGUUAAUAUGAACGACGAACCGAAAGGAAGACGUCGUCGAACUAUUGGUACAACCGACGAUUUUGUUGAGUCGAGAAUGGUGGAUGGUCAUUACGAGGAAUUUUACAGCAAUACGACCGAAUUCAACGUUCAUACAUUCACAUUGAACCAAUUGAAACAUUACUCGAUGUACUUGGUGUCGGUGCAAGCGUGUCGUGAUUUUAGUGACCCAUACUUCAACUUCAAAUCACACUGCAGCAAAGCUUUUACAGAUACUGUUCGCACGGGGGGUAGAGAAAAUGCGGACGACAUUCCGUAUUUCGAGGUAAUUAAAGAGCGAAAUGCGAAUACCGGCUCGUCAGCGUUGAAGAUCUAUUGGCCGGAACCGGAAAAUCCCAACGGCUUUAUAGUGGCGUACACUGUCUUCUACAAACGAGUCGAAUUGGAUAAUGUUUCGCCUGCCGAACAUUGCGUAACAAGUACCACCUACAAACAUUGGAACCGCAAAAUUCCGGUGCUUCGUUUGUCUAAUGGAAAUUAUUCGGUUUCGGUAAGAGCGACAUCACUUCUAGGAAAUGGUCGUCCAACGCCAUCGCAAACCAUUACUAUCGAUUAGUCUUGUAAAACUAUGAGCAAUUGAGUAAUAAAGUGUACAUUGAGUCAA